Messenger RNA from Manacus vitellinus (golden-collared manakin), 2453 nucleotides. RefSeq names its product ER membrane associated RNA degradation (gene ERMARD). The coding region runs from base 94 to 2094 and encodes 666 amino acids. The transcript is spliced from 18 exons. Lineage: Eukaryota; Metazoa; Chordata; Aves; Passeriformes; Pipridae. The record is from RefSeq and is a predicted model, not a curated record.
AAAUAAUAAUAAUAAAGGGUGGCUGCGUUAGUGCAGGAUUUGCUCUGGCCUCUUGUCCCUGACAGUGAAACGGAGGGGGGAGGGAAGGACAAGAUGGCGUUGUCAGACUCGGUCACUACUUGUCUUUCUCAGCCUGUGCAUUAUGCAAUUUGCAAACUUGGAUUUGAGAAGAAAGACACAUAUGAUAUUAACAAUAUUUUAUCUGGAAAUGGUGAAGUGUGUUGGCAAGCUGUUACAGAGCAUGUGUGUUACCUUGAAUCAGAUCAAAGUGUGGAUUAUAUCAAAAGCAUACGAUCAUUAGGACCUGUAUGUGAGUCUGUUAAUGUGCACUUCAAAUCUCUGACCAAGGAGCAAUUCGUAAUUCAGUAUGCAUCGUGGUUGCACUGGACAAACUGCACAGAGGUAUUUCUUGAAGUGUUUGAUGUUUUACAAUAUGCACAAACUACAGAAGUUGCUCUUGGCUUAAUGAAACUAACAUCAUGCUUGGAGCGAGCCUUGGGUGAUGUAUAUUUACUUAAGGGUAACGAUUGCCCUUUCCUUCUAAGAGACUUGCUUGCAUCUAAGCAGCUAGCAGUUAUCUUUGGACAAGCUGUAAUGAAUGUACUGAGGAUAUUCAUUGGCUCUCCAUAUGGUCUGAAUCUUCGUAAUGUUUUGUGGCAUGGAUUUGCAUCCCCACAAGAAAUUCCUGCCAAAUAUUGUGCUAUGCUGCUUUUUUUAACUGCAGGGUUGGGUCAGUUGUUGCAGACUUAUCUUCUGCAAAAUAAAUGCAUUUUACUACAUCGACCUUAUGUGAUCUUCGUUAGCUUAGAGGAGCUUGAUGUAUUUCCAGAUCUCAAUAAUGAAACACUUUCCAUAGCUGAAGAGCUUGUAAAACUGUCCAGUUUUGUAUUAAAAACAAUGUUACCAUUUUGGAUCGCUGCUUUAACAGCUUUCAAGCAAAGCAGGUAUGCUGACAGUGUGAUUCUCUUACUUCCUCAGCUGGAAGUUGGACUUAGAUUGCUCUUCACUACAACUAAUAAAUGUCCAAAUCGUUUGCUGACAGCUGAGUCUUCUGCUUUCUACACCACUUUCGAUGAGAUGCUAGCAAAGCAUUUGGAUAACGAUGAAGUCAACCAGCUACCUGUAGUUCUUGAAGAACCUGCCAUGGAAUUUCUUUGGGAUUUCUUGAACCACCAGGAGGGUCCACGUGUAAGAGAUCGUUUAAGCCAUGGAGAAAUCAAUCUGGAAGCAUUUCCCAGAGAAGUAGCUAAUCAGAUAGUUGCAUUUGCAAUUACUCUUCUCUGCAGAUUCUCAGAUGAGAAUAUGUUUUCUCUUAAGGAACACACGGUCAUAAAACCACUGAUGAACUGUGCAAGUUGCUACCAAUCUCGAUUUCAUCCAAUUUCCCGUCUCAAGAAACAGGUGCUGGAAUGUAUGAAGAGCAUUCACUUAUGGUCCGGAUUGCCAACAGUGUCUGAGGAACAAGUUCAAACAAUUAAAGGUUUGGAAGAAAACGCUGAAGCUAGUACUUUAAUUUUGAUGAUAUCUGAAAUUACAUCUCAGUUGGUGCAAUAUAUGCCCCAGAACUGCUGUAGUUCAGAUGAUCCAAUCAAUAGUGUCCUAACAGAGAGGCUGUUGACUGAACUUUGCGAUACACGUAUUUGCACGCUUUAUUCUCCUCGACCGGUUCUGGAAAUUGUGGUGAUACUCCGCAAAAUAAGCACGCAGUGCCAUCAAGUGUCCGAACAAGUUAUUGCCGGCGCUGAGGUGAGAUACGCGCAGUGGGUGAACAAGACUCUACGUUCUCGUCAGAGGCAUAACUAUCUACGGAUGUUGAACAGCAUUAAAUUUUUGUCUCCAGUGUUGCGACUCAUCUUAAUAUUGAUUACUGUGGAAGUAGUCAGUGUUCAUGCCGUUUGUAAAAAGAAUCCUUUUGAUUAUCAGCAGUAUCUAAAGUUUUUGAAGUUAAUCUUACAAUAUACUGAAAACUUGGUGACAUACACAAGCCCUGAGAAAAACAAGUGGGAUGAAACCAUGGAACUUACAAACAAGGCUUUGAUAAAAAUAAGAAAAAUCAGUGACAGAAAGCUAAUGUUAAUGCAUCUGGCUACAUGAAUUAAAUGGGCUUAAGAUUGUUUGGACAUUGUACUAUCUAAAGAGUUCUGGAGUCCUCGUGUUUGUCAAGUCUAAUUCAAAGACAAACUUCAUCAGACAUUGUCAAAAUUUGGAUGCAAAAUAUAGUCUUUUUAUUAGAAGGUAGCUGUUGAGACUGGAGAUGAAUGAUCAAGCUUUCAUAGAAUGAAUUGUUUACUGAAUGCUCUGAAAAAGAUUUACUGUGAACUAAAUCAGGAUAAUGCAAGUUCUACUGUAAAUAUAUUUUGUGUUUUGUACAUUGGGGCGCUUUUUUGUAGUUUUCUAUUGUAUUGAAAAACAGCUAAAUAAAGAGUGUGAAUAAAAGAUCUGAGAUUUUUAAA